Molecule: messenger RNA, 1400 nt
Organism: Leopardus geoffroyi (Geoffroy's cat)
Lineage: Eukaryota; Metazoa; Chordata; Mammalia; Carnivora; Felidae
Gene: ROPN1
Product: rhophilin associated tail protein 1
Exons: 7
Coding region: 622-1260 (212 amino acids)
Source: RefSeq, a predicted model, not a curated record
UCCUGCCCUUGGACUCACCUGGAUUCUGAAUCCCUCCUUGUUCACCGAGCAAGAGGAGGGGGCUGUGAUCUUUAAGAGAAUAUGAUCUUGGGAGAUUACUGCUCUGUACCCAAGCUAUGUGUAUAUUUUGUACCCAGGGCUACUAUUUUAUGAUUUCUUACACAGACGAUGGUGAUUUGAAAACCAAACGGAAUCUAGGAUCAGAGACCCCUACUGACUAGCCAAACCACUUUUUUUUUUUCCUACCUGUGGGGGGAUUGUCAUGAGGAUUAGUGGACAUGAGUAGCACUAUAAAAACUGCUAUCAAUCAUUCAUGUUCCUAAUGUCUAUUGAUCAGUGACUAUAUUCUAGGCUAGGCUAUUCCUAUAGUGAGCAGAAACUGUCCCUACCUUCAAGUAUAUAGUCUAAUGGGGGUGGCAGGUGUUCAUUAAAAAUCGCACAAAUAAUGUAAUUAGAGCUGAGACAAGUGCUGCCCAGGAGAGAGGCAGAAAGUCCCAGGUGUCUUUGGCCCAUGGAAUAUUCUGUGAAUUCUAUUUCCCUGCAAUCAAAAGAAAUCUAUCCACUUUGCUAAUUUGUCCCAAACUUUCUUGCUGGCUUCUAAUACUCUAGGUCAACCAAUCAAUGCCUCAGACAAAUAAGCAAAUAUGCAUCCCCCCGGAGCUGCCGGAAUUGCUGAAGCAAUUCACCAAAGCCGCCAUUCGGACCCAGCCACAGGAUCUCAUCCAGUGGGCAGCUGAUUAUUUUGGGGCUAUGUCUCGUGGAGAGAUUCCUCCAGUGAGAGAGCGGUCUGAGCGAGUGGCUUUGUCUAACUGGGCAGAGCUUACACCUGAGCUGCUAAAGAUCCUGCAUUCUCGGGUUGCUGGCAGACUGAUCAUCCAUGUAGAUGAGCUGGCCCAGAUAUGGAAGGUGCUGAGUCUCCCAACAGAUCUGUUUAACAGUGUGAUGAACGUGGGCCGCUUCACGGAGGAGAUUGAGUGGCUGAAGUUUUUAGCCCUUGCUUGCAGUUCUCUUGGAGUUACCAUUGCCAAAACUCUCAAGAUAGUGUGCGAAGUGUUAUCAUCUGACCAUGACUGUGGACCUCCCCGGAUCCCAUUUAGCACCUUCCAGUUUCUGUACACAUAUAUUGCCGAAGUGGAUGGGGAGAUCUCUGCCUCACAUGUCAGCCGAAUGCUGAACUACAUUGAACAGGAAGUAAUUGGUCCUGAUGGUUUAAUCAAGGUCAACGACUUUACCCAAAACCCCAGGGUUCGGCUGGAGUAAAAGCACAGUUUUGGCAAUUUUAAAGGAAGAUACAGAGAUGAUUGAGCUUCAGAAUGACUGAAUCCCACGUGCCAUCCAAUGUCAAUUUUCUUGUACAACUGGUACACACUAAUAAACAAUUAGGCAAACAUGCGAAACCA